Molecule: messenger RNA, 838 nt
Organism: Diceros bicornis minor
Lineage: Eukaryota; Metazoa; Chordata; Mammalia; Perissodactyla; Rhinocerotidae
Gene: GPX4
Product: glutathione peroxidase 4
Exons: 7
Biological process (GO): response to oxidative stress
Molecular function (GO): glutathione peroxidase activity
Source: RefSeq, a predicted model, not a curated record
CGGAGCCAGGCGGGCAUGGCCCGCGGAGCCGCCGCCUCCCCGGGUCGCCGCAGGCAGCGGCGCUGGUUGCCCGGCAGGCGGCGGCGCCGAGCGCCCCGGAGGCAGCAGGCGCGGACGUGCCGGCGCAGGAGGGCGCGCCCCCGGCGGCGAAGGGAGCCCUGUCCCAGGGGCCCGGGGCCCAUGCAGUUCCCGGCCGCGGAGAGGGGCUGCAGCGCCGACUCGCGGGACCCGUGUGCAGCCCGCGACGACUGGCGCUGUGCGCGCUCCAUGCACGAGUUCUCAGCCAAGGACAUCGACGGGCACAUGGUUAACCUGGACAAGUACCGGGGCUUCGUGUGCAUCGUCACCAACGUGGCCUCCCAAUGAGGCAAAACGGACGUAAACUACACUCAGCUCGUCGACUUGCACGCCCGAUACGCUGAGUGCGGUUUACGCAUCCUGGCCUUCCCCUGCAACCAGUUCGGGAGGCAGGAGCCAGGGUCUAACGCGGAGAUCAAAGAGUUCGCCGCGGGCUACAACGUCAAAUUCGAUAUGUUCAGCAAGAUCUGCGUGAACGGGGACGACGCGCACCCGCUGUGGAAGUGGAUGAAGGCCCAGCCCAAGGGGAGGGGCAUGCUGGGAAACGCCAUCAAGUGGAACUUCACCAAGUUCCUGAUUGACAAGAACGGCUGCGUGGUGAAGCGCUACGGCCCCAUGGAGGAGCCCCUGGUGAUAGAGAAGGACCUGCCCUGCUACCUUUAGCUCCACAAGUGCGUCCCCCGCCCAAGCCCACCGCCCGCGCCCCUCGGAGCCUUCCACCCGGCACCCAUGACGGCCGGCCUGAAAACCAGCGCGCUGG